AUGGGCAAAAAAGUCAAAGACCAAGUCUUCGCCUUCGACCGAAUAUUCGACGAGAACGCCUCCCAGGUGGAGGUCUACGAAGGAACAACAAAGGGCCUCUUGGAUAGUGUCCUCGACGGCUACAACGCGACUGUCUUCGCCUAUGGCGCCACCGGCUGCGGCAAAACCCACACAAUUACCGGAACACCCCAGUCCCCAGGCAUCAUCUUCCUCACCAUGCAGGAGCUGUUCGAAAAGAUCAACGAGCGCAGCGGCGAAAAGCACACAGAGGUCACCCUCUCCUACCUCGAAAUCUACAACGAGACUAUCCGGGACCUGCUCGUGCCUCCUGGCAGCGCCACCAACAAGCAAGGGUUGAUGUUGCGUGAGGACUCGAAUCAAGGAGUCAGCGUUGCCGGUCUGACGAGCCACAAGCCCAAGGAUGUGCAGGAGGUCAUGGACAUGAUAGUGCAAGGCAACGAGUACCGCACCGUAUCCCCCACCGCCGCCAACGCGGUCUCGUCACGCUCACAUGCUGUCCUGCAAAUCAACGUGGCGCAAAAGGACCGCAACGCCGCCGUCAACGAACCCCACACCAUGGCCACGCUCUCUAUCAUCGACUUGGCCGGAAGCGAGCGCGCCAGCGCAACCAAGAACCGCGGCGAGCGGCUGCUGGAGGGCGCCAACAUCAACAAGUCCCUCCUCGCGUUGGGCAGCUGCAUCAAUGCGCUCUGCGACCCGCGCAAGCGCAACCAUGUCCCUUACCGAAACAGCAAGCUGACGAGGUUGCUCAAGUUCAGUCUUGGCGGUAACUGCAAAACGGUCAUGAUUGUAUGCGUGAGCCCGUCGAGCGAGCACUUUGAUGAGACGCAGAACACGCUACGGUACGCGAACCGGGCCAAGAACAUCCAGACAAAGGUCACGCGGAACGUGUUCAACGUCAAUCGCCACGUCAAGGAUUUUUUGGUCAAGAUUGACGAGCAGAUGGCACUCAUCAACGAGCUCAAAGCCCAGCAGCGCGAUGCCGAAAAGGUCUUCUUCGCAAAAUUCCUCAAGCAGAGCGAGAAGCGCGAUACCGUGGUACGAGAGGGCCUGGCCAGGCUGCAUGCCGCCUACGAACAUGCUGAGAAGGACCGCAUGGAGGUGAUUGGGUUCAUGAAGCAGCAGCGCGCCAUUGAGCGAAGGAUCGGCUUGCUGUCGUCUUGGAUCGCGGCCUUUGACUCCGUUUGCGAUGCGCGCGGGUGCGCCAGUGAAAACGAGAUGCCUGCGCCCUUGACAGCCAUCCGCAGGACUGCUAUCGGCAUGAUAAACGAGCUCGAGACCAACAGGAACCACGUACACCAGCGCCUGGGGAGGUGUAACUGGGAAAGGUCCCUCGAUACGGCGCUUCAGCACAGUAUCUCGCAGUUACCUGCUAUGGGCGGAAACGGCGAAGGUUGCAAUGCCGAAAGGGACAUCCUCGCGCGGGAGGCGGAGUUGCUGAGAACCGGAUUCAUGCGCGAUGCGUACCAUGAGGUGGUUGAGCAGGAUAAGGCUGGUGAUGCAGCGGUCUUGCAGACGCUGCUGAUGGCGCAGUUUGAGAUCAUGGCCAGCCUGGAGGAGUUGUUGAAGAUGGAGGAGCGACAGGCGGUGGAGCAUGCGAAGGGAAUGGUGAACCGACUGUUGGAGACGGGACUUCAGGCGGCUGGGCAGGUUGUCAAGCCCGAUGGAAGUCUUUCGACGGCUGGGUAUCAGGGAUUAGGACUCAACGUGCCCAAACUUAGGAGGAAGAGCGGUGGGAUCAAUGGCGCAAAGGCGAUUCCCCAACCGGUGUUUACUCCCAGUGCGGCGGUGAGUACGGCAACUUCGACUUCGACCGAGACUGCUAUGGACAUCUCGAUAGAGGAGCCGGAAGCGGAGACAGAGGCGCCAAUGGAGAACUGGGAUGGGGAGACGGUUCCUCAUCUUUCACCGGUGAAGGCCAGGAAGGUCGCCUACGCAGCGUCCAAAAAGGCCGGUACGUCGUUUACAUUCACGCCUGUAAAGAAGAAGCACUCUGUGCGAUGGAGAGAUGAUGAGACGGAGGAAGGAACACUGGCCGACUUCGACAAAACACCGCAAAAAUGGGACUCCAGUCCAGGCGAGCCUGAGAAUGGCAUCUCGCCUGUGCGGCCGUCGAUGCCGACCCCCCCGCCUCCACAGCGAGAUAAUACCGACGAAGACGUGGAGAUGGACGAUGGAAGCGGGCCAGCGGCGCCAUCGAUUCUAGAUCUCUCAGGGUUGUCUAUCGGCAAGCCGAACAGGUUCGAAGCUGGAUUCUUGUCCAAGUCUAGGACCUCGCUGGCUGGAUCAACCCCCGGAGCGACUAUCACUGGCAACGGGGUCCUUCAGGCACAGCCACCACCGGUCUUUAGCUUGAAUCUGGCCAACAGCAAUAAUGCUACUUCACAGCAGAACGGGGGUGGUGAGGAGAAACCGGCACAGCCCUUGAGGAGUAUCCCCGUAAGUCGAGCAGCUAAUGCCUACUCUUCCCCGGUCUCGUACUCCGCCAAGGCACCGAACGCGGCUUCUUCGAGCACGAACACGAUGAACACGAUGAACAACGGCAACCACGAUAGCAGCCCGAAGAUUCCAACCCCACCAUCAAUGUCUUCCUUACCGCAAGUCGACGAGAACCAGCCGCCCGUCGCCGUGCGCAAGUCUUCCUCUCGAUUGUCACUCGGUUCGGCGAUCCCGCGCCGCCUCUCUACCUCGCCCCGUUCGGCUUCUGGCGGCUCGACGGACUCGGAUAACUCCCUAGUCAUCGACCCCCUCAAACUCAGAUCGGCCCUGCAGGAGAAGAAGCGUCGCGACAGGCUUAGCUUGAUGUCGGGCACCGCAGCGUCGAUCGCCAAAGCCAAGCGAAGGGCAUCUAGUGCAGCCCCGGUUUCGAACGGCGGUAACGGCGGUAACGGCGGCGGUAACGGCUCGGCUUCGACUCCAGGGCCAGCGGCGUCCCGACCAAACGUCGCCAAAGUCUCACAUAGAGCCAGCGUCGGCCAUGGCAGGUCCAGCAUCGGCGGCCACAGAGCCAGUUUCGGAGGCAGUCUGCAUGGAAGAGCCAGUAUGGGCGCUCACCACCGGGCUAGCAUCGGUGCAGGCGGCCAUCACCCUGGACUCGGAGGCGCUGGACGGAGAAGCAGUAUGGGCGUGGGCCCGGGCGGUCCGCUGGCUAGCGCCACGAACGGUAUCUCGAGGCAUCGGAGGGGUAGUAGUACUCUGGAGAAGUCGGGAGCGGCAGCGGCGUCUGCCACUAGGAAGGGCGGGAUUCCGUUGCCGACUAUCUCGGGCUCGCCUCCUGUUAGAAGCGGGACCGGGACGAGUGCGACAGGGUUGGCGGCCAGGAGAGUCAGUUUGGGCCCCAAUAACUCGUGGUUGGUGGAGAGCGGGAUCAUGCCGAACUCGGGGUCGAAAAGUGGAAGUGCUGGUCUGACGAAUGCUCAGCCUAGGAGGUUGGGAAUGGGGAUUAAUGGGAAUGGAAGUGGAAGUGGCAGGAGUCCAAAUGGAGACGAAGACAACUCUGCAUCCUCUGCAUCGGGGAUGAGCAGGCUGAGCAUGUUCGGUUCUUUUGAUGGUAAGAAUAGGAGAACUACCAUUGGGGCUGGGCUGAUUGUUAGGAAGUCGGGGUCUUCCCUUUGGCAGUAA
Molecule: messenger RNA, 3642 nt
Organism: Sordaria macrospora k-hell
Lineage: Eukaryota; Fungi; Ascomycota; Sordariomycetes; Sordariales; Sordariaceae
Source: RefSeq, a predicted model, not a curated record